Aspergillus wentii DTO 134E9 is the source of this 867-nucleotide messenger RNA. Its product is annotated as emp24/gp25L/p24 family protein. Gene Ontology annotation, biological process: Golgi organization; endoplasmic reticulum to Golgi vesicle-mediated transport; intracellular protein transport. Gene Ontology annotation, cellular component: Golgi apparatus; endoplasmic reticulum-Golgi intermediate compartment; COPII-coated ER to Golgi transport vesicle. Bases 1 to 867 code for a protein of 288 amino acids. NCBI's taxonomy places the organism in Eukaryota, Fungi, Ascomycota, Eurotiomycetes, Eurotiales, Aspergillaceae. The record is from RefSeq and is a predicted model, not a curated record. The transcript has 4 exons.
AUGAAAAGGCACAGACCCGGCGAUUCGCGCCAAGACCUGGAGGUUCGGCGCUCCGUUGGUGCCAGAUCUUCCCAAACCACACGCCCCUAUGGCCGCAUUGUCAACAUCACCAGAAGGACCACUCCGUUGAUUGACCCCCAGCCAGGACCGCAGAAGAAGAAGACCACCAUCGUCAUGGCUCCUUCCAGAUCUUCGGCAUCAUGGCUCUCGUCUGCCCUGGCCGUGUUUGCCUUCUUCACCCUCGCUAUUCCCGCCAACGCUCUCUACUUCUACAUGGACGGCCAACAAACAAAAUGCUUCUUCGAGGAACUCCCUAAGGACACCCUGGUGGUUGGACACUACUCCACCGAAGUGAUCAACUCCCAGGCCAGCGGGUACUCGGUCGAUGCGAAUCUGAACAUGAAAAUCACCGUCGAUGAGAUCUUCGACAAUGACCACCGCGUCGUCUCCAAGCGCGAUGGCCACUCUGGACGCUUCACCUUCUCCGCCGCUGAUGCCGGUCAACACAAGAUCUGCCUUACUCCCGACACACACGCCGCUACCAGUGGUUGGCUCGGUGGUCCUCCUGCUGGUGUCAAGGUAAACUUGGACAUGGCCAUUGGAGAGACCAGCAAGAUCGAGACCGAGGACAAGGGCAAGAUGCAGGAUAUCGUACAGAAGGUCAAGGACCUUAACGGACGGUUGCAGGACAUUCGCCGAGAACAGGUCUUCCAGCGGGAACGCGAAGCCGAAUUCCGUGAUCAAUCCGAGGCCACCAACUCUCGUGUUGUCCGCUGGACAAUUAUGCAACUCGUUGUUCUGUCCGCCGCUUGCGCCUGGCAGCUGUCGCAUCUCCGUUCUUUCUUCAUCAAGCAGAAGCUGACAUAA